CUCGCCUGGUCCAAUGACAAUGAUGAGACGCAGGUGGCUACCGAGAGCCAGAUCACGGAAGCAAUGGCACAGGCUGCAAAGGACAAGACUCCUGAAAGGGAUGAUAUGGAGAAGGAGCCGGAGCUUGCAAGGGCCAAGGCGGUUGAAUCUCUUGUGCCAGUUGUUGUGACUCGGGAGGACCAACUUUUAGCUCGGCAGCAGGGAAAAGCUGAGGCCGAGGCCAAGAAGCUGCAGCAGAAGAAAGAUAAAGAAGAGAAGGAGCUGAAGAAGAAAGAGAAAGAAAAUAAUGCUCACAAUGAAGAGAUUGCAGAUAAGAAGACUCGGAGGACAGCUGCUAAGAGCAAGGCCAAAAAACAGGCCGCUGAACCAAAGGAGCCUCCUGUGGCUGGGGAUGAAUGUGAGCAGGGAGCUGAGGGUGAGGAGCCCACGCCAUCGGCCCCAGCCUGUGGUGGUGGAAGGGCCCGAGGUGGUGGCAGGGGUCGGGGCGGCCGGGGCCAGAAGAGGGCAGCAAAUCAAGAGCAGAUCAACCCGACCCCUGUGAAGCGAGUCCGUGGAAAGCAAGCAGGCAAGGGAGCAGCAGGUGUUGCUGUGCCUGAGGAGGGGGAGCAGGCUGCAGGGCGACGCAAAAGGAGGAAGAGUGGCCUUGCCGAGACCCUCGAGCAAGGGAAGGCUUUGGCAAGGAGCAAGGCAGAGGCGCUAGCGCAGGGCGUUUCCCCAGAAGAGGAGGCAUCUAGACCCAGAUAUGUUGUGGUUUUCGUUGUGUGUGCAGAGAGGAUGAGAGAUUCAUUGCAUGAUGGAUGUUGUGGUUCAAUCAAGAUAUGUGUGCUCAUAUGUUGCCAAGGAAAAGACCCGUUGCAAGGGUCUCAUCUUGAAGACCAAUGGCACCCUGAACAAUUACACUUUGAUGGUUUAUUGGUCACGGCCUGGUGUUGGCAUCAAGAAGAAUGCUGA
Symbiodinium sp. CCMP2592 is the source of this 951-nucleotide messenger RNA. Lineage: Eukaryota; Dinophyceae; Suessiales; Symbiodiniaceae. The record is from the annotation of a GenBank genome assembly.